Vigna radiata var. radiata (mung bean) is the source of this 3414-nucleotide messenger RNA. RefSeq names its product protein DA1-related 1. The coding region runs from base 1420 to 3165 and encodes 581 amino acids. Gene Ontology annotation, molecular function: ubiquitin binding. The record is from RefSeq and is a predicted model, not a curated record. The transcript is spliced from 13 exons. Lineage: Eukaryota; Viridiplantae; Streptophyta; Magnoliopsida; Fabales; Fabaceae.
UCUUCUCCUUCUUUCACUGAACAAGAAAAGGUUCAACUUUACUUACUGGGUAACUGACAAAGGAAGAGGACCCACAUGCUUUAGUAGACAUUGAAAUUCAGCUGCCUCUCCUCUCUUCUCCGAUUUUCUCCAUCUUCAACCCAAACUCGUCUUUUAAGAAACCUUAUUAAUUAUAAUAUUACCUUAAAAAGAUUCCUCUUUUCCUAUUUACCUUUUUUCUUAUCCUUUUUUGCGUAGAAUCUAAGUACCCCCCUUUUUUUUCUUUCUUUCUUUUGGUUCCAGGGUAUAUACACUACUUUACUCUAAUCCCUUUGUGCUUGUUUUUUCAUUACUUAUUAAAUUAUGAUUCAUCAGAAUCCGUUAUUACCAAAGAUUCUUAAUCUCUUCCUGCUCAGUUCACUUCUCACUUCAUUCUGCUAACUCACUAUUUUUCCUUUUUCUUUCUUGCUUUCGCUAUCUUUAAUCGUGGGUGUGGUGCAGUUUUUUUAAUUUUUCUGAAGUAAUUUGUCUUGGGUUUGAAUUAUUCAUCAAACCUUAUAUUGGGUAUUGCGGAAGUGAAGAGAUUUCGGUAAACAGGUACGUGUAACUGGAAAUUCGAAGAUGUUCAUGUUUGCUUAGUUUGAGAUUUGACGAUACUGGUGUGCGUAAAUGAGGCUGUAUUCAUAUCUUAUAGUUGGGGUUUUACACGAAAGAUUAGAUAUUGAAAUUUGCUUUUCAUAUCUUCUGAGCUUACACAUAUUGCAAGUUUUUUUUCUUUUUCUUUUCCUGAUAAAUCCAUAUAUGUAUAUAUAUCAGUUGUGUGAUAGUCUUUCUGUCGUUCUCGUUAACUUUUACUUUCCCUGCAAAACACACAACAUAAUGGGAGCGAGAGGUGCGAGGGGGCGAAUAAAUUGUCACACAAUGACAUAUAGGUGAUGGAGAUUGUUCUAAUUUUAAUUUAGUUUAAUUAUACAUGAAAGCAUCUUCUUUAGUCUCUAUUAAUAUUUUUAAUCUCUUUUAGUCUCUAUCUGUAGCAUUUUAAUCUAUUUUACUCCCUAGAAGACCACCUGGAAUUAAAAAGGGUAUAUGUAUGGAUUACAAGGAGAUGCUUAUAGGAACUAGAAAGGAAAUUUUUUGUAACUAUAGUAAUCAAACUAAAUUUUAAUUAUCCAUUUCAGUUAUACGGUCAAGAUUCACUCCUGCAGCCACACACACCGAAAAAAAAAUCAAUGUUGUUUCGGUUAUAUCUAAUCUUAACUAUCCAAGAUUGAGAUUUUCUCUUCUCAAACUCUGGUCUCGAACUUGAUACAUUUCCUACAUAUCCAAUGCUGGUUAAAAGCUUCAAGAGGGAUGAUCAUGCUUCUGAAUUUUGAAGUUUGGAAUCAAGGCAUAACAUUUACUUUUUCAAAAGAAGCUUAAUAGUGAAUAAUUUUGCAUGAAAUGGGUUGGUUUAGAAAGUUGCUUAAAGGUUGUGAUCAUAUUUCACGUGGACAAUACCAAGGAAAAUAUGGAGAAGACAGAAUUUGGGAUACCCAUCGUAGUUCAAUGGAUGAUUUAACAGAUAUAGAGAAAGAAGACAUUGACCGUGCAAUUGCACUCUCUCUGUCAGAGGAGGAUCAUCUUAAAGGGAAAAAAGUUGUUGAGGAUGACUCUCAGUCUGAAGAUGAUAAACUCUGUAAUAUUGACGAUGAGGAAGAUGAAUAUCUUGCUAAAAUUCAGCAAGAAGAUGAAUAUCUUGCUAAAAUUCAACAAGAAGAGGAUGAACGUCUUGCUAAAAUUCAACAAGAACAUGAACGUCUUGCUAAACUUCAACAAGACGAAGAUGAACGUGUGGCUAAAAUUCAACAAGAACAUGAGCAUCUUGCUAAACUACAACAAGAUGAGGAUGAACGUCUGGCUAAAAUUCAACAAGAUGAAGCUGAACAUCUUGCUAAAGCUCAACUUGAGGAAGACGAGCAACUUGCUCGGGCAAUUCAAGAAAGUUUGACCAUUGGUUCUCCUCCUCGAUCAGACAAUGAAUCUUCAUUUCUAUCUUAUCCUCACCUCUUUCCCCCUGGAUACAGAAUCUGUGCUGGGUGCAAGACUGAGAUUGGGCAUGGAAGAUUUUUAAGUUGCAUGGGAGGUGUUUGGCAUCCAGAAUGCUUCUGCUGCCACGCCUGUCGUCUGCCAAUAACUGAUUAUGAGUUUUCCAUGUCUAGCAAUCGCCCUUACCAUAAAUCAUGCUAUAGGGAGAAGCAUCACCCCAGAUGUGAUGUUUGCAAGAACUUUAUCCCAACUAAUUCAUCUGGCCUCAUUGAGUAUAGAGCUCAUCCUUUCUGGCUGCAAAAAUACUGCCCAUCUCAUGAGCUUGAUGGCACACCUCGUUGCUGUAGCUGUGAAAGAAUGGAGCCAAGGGAUGCAAAAUAUCUUUUGCUUGAUGAUGGUCGAAAGCUAUGUUUAGAGUGUCUAGACUCAUCAAUUAUGGAUACUCAUGAAUGCCAACCUCUCUACCUUGAAAUACAAGAAUUUUAUGAAGGUCUAAAUAUGAAAUUGGAGCAGCAAAUUCCUAUGCUCUUGGUUGAGAGACAAGCUCUGAAUGAGGCCAUGGAGGGAGAAAAGAAUGGUCAUCACCACUUACCCGAAACCAGAGGACUCUGUUUGUCAGAAGAGCAAACUGUCACCACUAUUUCAAGGAGGCCGAGGAUCGGAGCCGGCUACCGAGUCACGGACAUGAUAACUGAACCCUUCAAGCUGAUCCGUCGCUGUGAAGUGACAGCCAUUCUAGUUUUGUAUGGCCUUCCUAGGUUGUUAACAGGAUCAAUCCUAGCUCACGAGAUGAUGCAUGCAUGGCUUAGGCUUAAAGGCUAUCCUAACCUCAGUCCAGAAGUUGAAGAGGGAAUCUGCCAAGUGUUGGCUCAUAUGUGGUUAGAUUCAGAGCUGUAUUCGGGAUCUGGGAAUGGCGGUGCAUCAUCAUCCUCGUCUUCAUCUUCAUCUUCAUCAUCACCUUCCUCCUCUUCUGCAUCAUCAAAGAAGGGUAAACGUUCCGACUUUGAGAAGAAACUUGGUGAGUUUUUUAAACACCAGAUUGAAUCAGAUACCUCCUCAGCUUAUGGAGAUGGAUUCAGAUCGGGUAACAAAGCAAUGCUCAAGUAUGGGCUCAAAAGCACCCUUGAUCAUAUCCAUAUGACAGGAAGUUUUCCAUACUGAAAAUUUUAAACAAGAUAUAAUUUUCUCACCUAUAUAUAUUCAUCAUUAUUGCGGCUUCGUCAUAUAAACCAUAUAGUUCAAAGAUUUCAAGAUCAUAUAGUUUAACACUAAGGAAUAAAAUUGCUCCUCUUACGUUUAAGUUCCUUAAUCUCGUGCCAAAUGUGGCACCUCAUCUUCUAUAUGUAAAACUAAAUACUACUUAGGAAUUUAGAAGAGCUGAAGCAAUGAAAGCAGAGAAUUUGAUUAUUU